AAUAGCGCAUUGAAGCCACGGCGGAGGCAUCGCCUUCCCUCUCGCUCCUGCGCGUUGCGUCCGGGGCUGUAUUGGGAUCGUUUGACUUGUUGUUGUCGAGAGGCCUUGGUACAGGGGCAGUCGUCCACGUUUUAUCUUCGUUGGUUAUUCUUUCACCAUGCGCCAACAAGCUGCAGGACAGCGAAGUCGACGCCAGACUGCCCCGUCGGGCCCGGCUCUGGAACUGAAGAUCAAGGAGGCCACCGAGCUCGAGACGAUCCCGGAUAGCUUAGAUUCGAUUAACGAUAUUCGCAAUGAGCUGGAGUUUGCGCAAUGGUAUAACGAAGUAGAGGAGAGCUUGCUGGAAGCCAGCUAUGAUGAGUACCAAGCUUGCCUCCAGGAGCUUGAAAUGUCCAAAUCUCAUCUGGAUUCGCUAUUGUCCGAUACUUCGUCGACGCUGAACCUUCUGACCAGCCUAUCGAACGACUUCCGCGCCGUGGAGUCGCAGACAUCCAAUUUCCAGAAACAAUGCGAAGGACUACUCUCGGCACAGAAGCAUGAUUCGGAUUUGGCAGCGGAUAUCCAGGAAAACCUUCAAUACUAUGAUUUCCUGGAUCCUGCGUCGAGGAGACUCAAUGCCCCAGGUGCGGGAAACACGGUUCGUGGGAAGGAGUUCUCGGAUAUGCUGCGACGGCUUGAUGAAUGCUUGGACUACAUGGAGACACAUCCUGAUCAAAAAGAGGCCGGUGUAUACCGCUCCCGGUACCGAUUGCUCAUGACGCGCGCCCUCACUCUUAUUCGAACACACUUUGUUUCCUCCCUCCGAGAUGUAUACGCCGAUGCUUCGAAGAAAAUCGCAGACAAGCAGCUCAACGACACCACGAUGUCUACCUUGCUCUACGCCAAGUUCAGAGUUGGCGCGCCGGAACUGAAACAGAUCGGGCUCGAGAUUCAGAAAAGAGCGGUUCCUCCAUUGGACCCAGAUCAGGGCACAGAAGCCGAAUACCAAAGCUUGCUCAACGAGCUUCAUGCCAACUAUGCAGCCACGCGCGGUAAACUGAUUAUCCCAUUAGUGCGCAAAAACCUCUACGACAUCGCGCAAUCUCCGACAUCAUCACAGGAUCUCGUGUCCUUUGCCCGCGCGAGUAUCAGCUACAUCCGCGGCGUCUGUCUAGACGAGUUCGAACUAUGGGGCGAAUGGUUCCAUGGUCACGGCGGACUGUAUGAUUUCUUGGAAACGAUCUGUGAACCUCUUUACGAUCACCUCAGACCUCGGAUUAUCCACGAAGACAAGAUUGUCAAGCUAUGCCAACUCUGCACUCUCCUGCAAACCCGAUACUUGCUCGACCAAGACGAAGAGAUCGAGCAAGUAGACGCCAACCAACUCGACUUCCCGACGCUGAUCCAGCCCGCACUCGAAGACGUCCAAACCCGCCUUGUCUUCCGCGCGCAGGCUUUUCUUCGCGACGAGAUCGAGCGCUACAAGCCUCGGCCGGAAGACCUGGACUAUCCGGCGCGAAACAAACAACUCUCGAUAUCCGUCACGGAGGGCCAGAUCAGCGGCCGCAAAGUCGCCUCCGCAGAUACCCUGGUGAACCUGCCCAAACCAACGAAACCAACCCAGGAUGGCGACACAUCCCUGGAGCAAGACUCCAAAUGGGACCUCGAGUCCCCGAACGCUCUAACCGGAUGGUAUCCCACCCUCCGCAAAGCCAUCUGGCUCCUCAGCCGAAUCUACCGCCUCGUAAACUCAACCGUCUUCGACGACCUCGCCCACCAAAUCGUCCACCAAACCAACACCUCCCUCCACCACGCCAGCACCCUCCUCACCAGCAAAGCCACCCCGACCGACGCCCAACUCUUCCUCAUGAGCCACCUCCUCAUCCUCAAACAACAAAUCGUCGCCUUCGACAUCGAAUACGUCGCCCCGGAAAUCACCUUCGACUUCUCCGGCGUGACCAACACCUUCUGGGAACUGCGCGAACGCGGCGGUCUCUUCAACCCCCGCAACCUCAUGCGUCUCGUCGGCCACGGCCUCCUCCCCCGCGUCGUCGAGAACAUGCUCGACGCCAAAGUGGAACUCGACGGACGUCUCCGCACCGUCAUCAACGACUUCAUCAACGCCUUCGCCUCGAAAAUGACUACCUCCCUGCCCGCCUUCAUCGACGCCCGGUCCCUCCAACGCGGAGAACUUAUCCACUCGACGUGUCGGAAUAUUGAAAAGGAGGUUCCGAAUCUACGGAAAGUGUUGUCGGAGUAUUUGGAUGAUGGGCGCAUGCGGGAGACGUUGGUCGGUGCGGUUCAGGAUCGGGUUAUUCAGAUCUAUGAGGAUUUCUUUGAGAAAUAUACCUCGUCGGAGAGGAGGAAGGGGAAUCCGGUGAGUACGAAGGGGAAGGGGAGGGAGGAUACGGUGUGGGAUGUGGAUACGUUUGCGGAGUGGUGUGAGGGGAUCUUUCGCGUUGGGUUUUUGGGGUCUGGGCAGGAUGGUGGUGGUGGUGGGGAUGAUGAAGAUGAUGAUGCGACAAGUAGGAGUGUGAGUCGGAGGGGAAGUCCUUGAUCCUUUCUUCUUCCUCUCCGUCGCCUUCUUUUUUUUAACGGUGUAUAAAAUCUACGGUUUCCAAUGUAUAUACAAAGUAUUGAGGAGGAGAGAGGGA
Molecule: messenger RNA, 2633 nt
Organism: Aspergillus ibericus CBS 121593
Lineage: Eukaryota; Fungi; Ascomycota; Eurotiomycetes; Eurotiales; Aspergillaceae
Product: Golgi transport complex subunit COG3
Exons: 4
Coding region: 158-2536 (792 amino acids)
Biological process (GO): Golgi organization; cytoplasm to vacuole targeting by the Cvt pathway; intra-Golgi vesicle-mediated transport
Cellular component (GO): COG complex; membrane; cis-Golgi network
Source: RefSeq, a predicted model, not a curated record